Molecule: messenger RNA, 1005 nt
Organism: Rotaria sp. Silwood1
Lineage: Eukaryota; Metazoa; Rotifera; Eurotatoria; Philodinida; Philodinidae
Source: the annotation of a GenBank genome assembly
AUGCUUAUCAAUGGUAUCGUUAAAAAUCGUGGUCUUUCUGAAGAAGCAUCUGUUGCUCUGGCUCAAUUUCUUCAUAACCUUACACCUGAACGAUUGGCUCAUACAGCGGUGGAAGGUCUUGCUUGCAACGAAGAGGAGCUGAGUGACAACGGAAGCACAAAACAAGUUCUCCUCGAUGCUUGCUCAUCGAAAGACGAGUUUUUAGUACCUCCUCUACCUAAUCUAUUGUUUACUCGAGAUUCAUUCUCGAUCAUUGGAAAAUUCAUCUUCAUAUGGCGCAUGUCUAAGCCAGCUCGACGUAAUGAACCACUAAUUAUGCGGGUUAUUUUUACUUUUCAUACAGCACAUGCACAUAUUUCUCUGAAAGGUACUCAAGUGAUUGACUGGGAAGCUCAUGCAGACCCUAUGGCAACCGUUGAAGGUGGUGAUAUUGCUUAUCUUGGUCACGGAACCCUCCUCAUUGGUAUGGGUGAAAGAACGAAUCGUGCCGGAAUUGAAGCAAUUGAACGCACUGGACUGUUUCAUAGAGUAAUUGCUAUUCAAUUGCCAGAAAAUCGAGAUUAUAUGCAUUUGGACACCGUGAUGAGUUCAGUCGGCCAUCACUCAUUUAUUUGCCAUAGCCAUUUGGCUCAAGCUUUACCUGUUUACACUGUGCAGACACCAAAAGUAGAAGGUGCCAAGACAGAGUGGCUUCAACAUGGAACAGAUGUGCGUGCAGCGUUGAGACAUCUCUUGGCUGAUGUCGAGUUAAAAUUUUAUGAUGCGGCCGACGAAAGCACAUCAAUUGCUGAACAACAUGAGUGUCGUGAUAAUAUGCUAUGUCUUGGUGAUCAAAGUGUGGUUACUUAUGCAGGAGGUGAUCCGGUUAAAGGUGUUAUCAAUCAAAUGGAACAUGAUCCCCAGCGACCGUGCCAUGUGGAAACAUUUCCUUCUCAAGGUUUGAUUGAAGGAUGUGGUGGUGCUCAUUGUAUGACAAACGCUUUGCGUCGUUCACCAAAUUCAUGA